Zea mays is the source of this 748-nucleotide messenger RNA. Its product is annotated as responsive to abscisic acid15. The transcript has 2 exons. Gene Ontology annotation, molecular function: RNA binding. Lineage: Eukaryota; Viridiplantae; Streptophyta; Magnoliopsida; Poales; Poaceae. Bases 83 to 562 code for a protein of 159 amino acids. The record is from RefSeq and is marked validated.
UCUCAGAGGUGGGCUGGCUUCUCCUCCCCCUCUUACCAAGUCCUCCUCGGGUUAGGGUUCCUUAGGGUUUUGUGGAGGGGCGAUGGCGGCGGCUGAUGUGGAGUACCGUUGCUUCGUCGGCGGGCUUGCCUGGGCCACCAGCAACGAGUCGCUGGAGAAUGCCUUCGCCUCCUACGGCGAGAUCCUCGACUCCAAGGUCAUCACCGACCGGGAGACGGGGAGGUCCCGCGGCUUCGGCUUCGUUACCUUCUCCUCCGAGAACUCCAUGCUCGACGCUAUCGAGAACAUGAACGGCAAGGAGCUCGACGGCCGUAACAUCACCGUUAACCAGGCCCAGUCCCGUGGCGGUGGCGGUGGCGGCGGUGGCUACGGCGGCGGUCGCGGCGGCGGCGGCGGUUAUGGUGGCGGGCGCCGUGACGGCGGUUAUGGCGGCGGUGGCGGCUACGGCGGUCGGCGCGAAGGUGGCGGCGGCGGCUACGGAGGCGGUGGCGGCUACGGCGGUCGGCGCGAGGGUGGCGGUGGCGGCUACGGCGGCGGUGGCGGCGGCGGCUGGAGGGACUGAUGUGUGGGCCCAUCCUGGCUUCGGCCGAGUUAUCUUAUCUAUCUAUAGUAUCGUGUUACCGUUCGCUUCUGUCACCGUGUUAGUGUCCGUUCUACCUUUGGAUUAGGUGUUGGUACCCUGUUGUUCGCUUUGGUUGCUCCCGCUAUGAAACGAGACGAGAGAAGAAUGAGCAAGGUUUUUGUUCGC